AUGAGAACACUACCGUCGAACAAUUAUAAGCCUGGAGGACCUUGGAGUCAUCACGGUGGUCUUACCAGAUGGUCAUGGUUGUGUGCAGCUACCGAUAAUAAAAGCCAAAAGUUAGAGGAAAAAUGUCGGGUCUAUGUUACCAGUUGCUGGACCGGAUUGACAAAGAAAUGCACCGGUGAAACCGUACUUACUGUUUUCGGUUAUGAAUAUUUUUCAAAGGUUCUGCGCGUUAAUAUUCUACAGACAGCAAAUAUCGAUUUGAGUUCUGAACAGUUUUUGUGGUAA
Molecule: messenger RNA, 285 nt
Organism: Schistosoma rodhaini
Lineage: Eukaryota; Metazoa; Platyhelminthes; Trematoda; Strigeidida; Schistosomatidae
Source: the annotation of a GenBank genome assembly